AUGUCCAGACAACCAGAAAGAAGAUUAUCGAACCCUCCCGAACUGCUGACGAUGGAUUAUCCAGCCAGUGCGGCACAUGCCAUUGUCAAACAUGGGAAAUAUAUCGUUCUGGGAGGUCUGGGAUGUUGGUGGACUGAUAUGUAUGGAGUGGGAAAGAGGGUUUGGGAAGAGGAACGAUGGAUGAAAUCAGUCUUAGGGCUUGCUAUGAUCCUUCACGCACUCACAAUAACUAUAUUUCUCUAUCUAGUCUUGUUCCUUCCCUACAUCCGAGGAUAUAUUCCUAAUUAUCCCGAAUGGCAAAAAUCUACCCGUCUCCGUUUUCUCGUCCCCACCCUCACCUCCUCCAUUUUCGUAGGCUGGUGUAGCUUCGUACUAGCUCUGACUCAGGGAGGGGACGGUCUGAGCGGAAGAAGACAUAUGGGAAUGAUCAGUGCCAUGGCAGGUUCAACAGCGUUCUUCGCAUUCACUCUGGGUUGUUUAGGGAUGAUACCGUCCCCACGGGGUGUUCCCAUCCGGAGGAAGACACCUUGA
Messenger RNA from Tremella mesenterica DSM 1558, 531 nucleotides. RefSeq lists its product as uncharacterized. The record is from RefSeq and is a predicted model, not a curated record. Bases 1 to 531 code for a protein of 176 amino acids. The transcript has 6 exons. Lineage: Eukaryota; Fungi; Basidiomycota; Tremellomycetes; Tremellales; Tremellaceae.